Paramecium tetraurelia is the source of this 1029-nucleotide messenger RNA. RefSeq lists its product as uncharacterized. Gene Ontology annotation, molecular function: pantothenate kinase activity; ATP binding. Gene Ontology annotation, cellular component: cytosol; nucleus. Gene Ontology annotation, biological process: coenzyme A biosynthetic process. The transcript is spliced from 4 exons. NCBI's taxonomy places the organism in Eukaryota, Ciliophora, Oligohymenophorea, Peniculida, Parameciidae. The record is from RefSeq and is a predicted model, not a curated record.
AUGUAAAAUAAUCCAUCAUUUUCUUAAAAUUUAAUACCUAUCGUUUGCUUAGACAUUGGGGGAACAUUAACGAAAUUAACAUUUGCAACUAAGAAAGGGGUUAGUUUAAAAUGUCAAACUAAAAAAGAACUCAACAUCAUAAAUGAGACUGAGGAUUAUGAAAUCCAUUUUAUCUCUCAUCCCAAUUCAUUAGAUAAGUUGAUUGAAAAUUUGGAAGGAAUUGGCUUCAUCGUGGAUGGAAAGUCGUAUAUCUAAAAUUUUUAUAUCACAGGAGGAGGAUCAUUUAAGUAUUAUGAUUAAAUUUCCAAUUAUGGAAAAAUCAUCAGGAUUAAUGAAUUUGAUGCUCUAAAAUUCGGGUUUAAAUUGUUAGAUAGCAUUAAAUGCAAAAAUACAUACUUUACUUUUAAUAAUGGUAUUGAAUAUUUGUAGUUGACGGCUUCAAUUUACCCAUUUAUAUUGGUUAAUAUAGGAAGUGGAGUUAGCAUAUUAAAAUUUGACAAUGAAGAUCAAUUUGCCAGAAUCUCAGGCACAUCUUUAGGAGGUGGAAUGUUUUUGGGAUUGAGUCAUCUGUUUACUGGCAUUAAUGAUUUCGAUGAAUUAUUAAAAAUGACUAAAUAAGGUUCUAAUGCACAUACAGAUUUAUUGAUGGAUGAAGUUCAUUUAGGAUUUUAAUCUCCAACAAGAAACAAAAAUGAAAAGCAUGUAGCAGUCAGUAUGGGAAAAUUAGAUUAAAAUAUAAAUAUUAAUAAAUCGGAUCUAGUCAAAUCUUUACUUUAUAUGACUACUUACAACAUCAGCCAAAUAGCCUUCCUGCAUUCAAAGUUACAUAAUAUUGAAAGAGUAUUCUUUUCCGGACAUUUCAUAAGAAAUCAUGAAGAAACAUUACAAUGCAUUAACGAAGCUUUCUCCUACUUCUCAAAAUUAGAUUAGUAAAAUAGACACCCUUAUUUUAUAAAACAUGAUGGAUUUAUAGGAAGUUUAGGAUCAUUUUGGAAUGGAAUUCAAUCAUUUAAAUAAGGCAACGAUUGA